Molecule: messenger RNA, 2275 nt
Organism: Lemur catta (Ring-tailed lemur)
Lineage: Eukaryota; Metazoa; Chordata; Mammalia; Primates; Lemuridae
Gene: TSNAX
Product: translin associated factor X
Exons: 6
Coding region: 126-1007 (293 amino acids)
Cellular component (GO): nucleus; cytoplasm
Molecular function (GO): RNA binding; RNA endonuclease activity; sequence-specific DNA binding
Source: RefSeq, a predicted model, not a curated record
UUCCGGCCAGUGCGUCGACGUCAGCCAGGCCGCGAAGAACCCGUCCGCGGUCUGCCCGCACUCGGCGCGCUCCGCUCGGCACAGGCCCGCCGGUCACCGCUCGUCUUCCCGCAGGCCUUGACGACAUGGGCAGCAAAGAAGGAUCAGGAGGGUUCAGGAAAAGGAAGCAUGACAAUUUUCCACAUAACCAGAGAAGAGAAGGGAAGGAUGUCAAUUCAUCUUCACCCGUGAUGCUGGCCUUCAAAUUGUUCUUAGCAUUUCAGCAGGAACUUGAUGCAAGGCAUGACAAAUAUGAGAGACUUGUGAAACUUAGUCGGGAUAUAACUGUUGAAAGUAAAAGGACAAUUUUUCUACUCCAUAGGAUUACGAGUGCUCCUGAUAUGGAAGAAAUACUGAAUGAAUCAGAAAUAAAAUUGGAUGGUGUCCGACAGAAGAUAUUACAGGUAGCGCAGGAGGUAUCAGGAGAAGACAUGCACCAAUUUCAUCGAGCCAUCACUACAGGACUCCAGGAAUAUGUGGAAGCUGUCUCUUUUCAACACUUUAUCAAAACACGAUCAUUAAUCAGUAUGGAUGAAAUUAAUAAACAAUUGAUAUUUACAACUGAAGACAAUGGGAAAGAAAAUAAGACGCCCUCCUCUGAUGCACAAGAUAAGGAGUUUGGCACUUGGAGGCUGAAAGUCACACCUGUUGAUUACCUUCUGGGAGUGGCUGAUUUAACUGGAGAAUUGAUGCGGAUGUGUAUUAACAGUGUGGGGAAUGGGGACAUUGACACCCCCUUUGAAGUGAGCCAGUUUUUACGUCAGGUGUAUGAUGGAUUUUCAUUCAUUGGCAACACUGGACCAUAUGAGGUUUCUAAGAAGCUGUAUACCUUGAAACAAAGUCUGGCCAAAGUGGAGAAUGCUUGUUACGCUUUGAAAGUCAGAGGUUCGGAAAUUCCAAAACAUAUGCUGGCAGAUGUGUUUUCAGUUAAAACAGAAAUGAUUGAUCAAGAAGAGGGCAUUUCUUAGAAUAAUGUUUCCUAAUUAUUAUUCUUCUGAGAACUCCUAAAAGAGACCAAUUUGUAAGACUGUUAUUUCGUAUUUCAUUUGACUUUAUUGUGGCUUUUACAUAGAAUCGUUCUCAGUUGUACUUGUUUUAAAGUGUAUACAAGCUGUACAUAAAAUUAUCCAAAUGAAUUGUUUCUUGUAUCUUAUUCAUGGAAGUUUGCAUACAAAUGUUUGCCUAUAUACCUAUUUGAAUUUUUGCUGGUUAACCUUCAUCGUUUAUCUUUGUAAUGUGAACAUAGUACAUAUUUUGGAGUGCACUUUCUGCCAUAUCUAUUUUAAUUUACUUUUUGUGAAUUUUUGAGUGGUAAUUUUUAGUGGAAGCCAUUUAUAAUUUAAGUUGAUGAUUUUAUUAUAUAUAGAAAAGAUUUUUUAGUUAAAUUUCUGGACUCGAGCUUCUAGUUUAAAUUUCUUGUUACUAUUGUGCCAAGCCUCCAAAAUAGGCUUAUUCCAUGGAACAAGAAUUAAAAAUUAAUAAGCUGUCAAUAUACUUUAAGUACAAGUUUAUGAGGUAUUAUAGUGAAAAUAAAUAUUAUAUUCUGGCCAAUUUUAGGCCAUUUUAAAUUUAUAUGAAACAACCUUCCAGAAAAAUUGACAGAUACCCAGAUGUUACUUUCUCCAUUUAUUUUUUUGUCCUUUACCACAGAAGAUCUUACAGAGAAUGGGAGGGAACACUGUAAUAUUUUCACUGGUAAAGUUGAGUUGAAUUAUAUACUUGUACAUAAAACUGAAAAGCUUUUAGUAGUGAUCAUUUAGUGAUUUUUUUUUGUCAUUAGGCACGUUCAGAGGCUUUCCUAUUCUAGCAUCUAUUACAAAUUACAUUUAAAUGAUAAAGUUUUGAAAUGCUAAGUUAAUGCAAAUCUUUAUAGGUGUCCCAUGGUGGUAAUUGAUAAAUAAAAGUUGCCAAAGACAAUUUAUAAUGUACAAUUCAGCAAUAAGACAAUUGUCAGUACAGUUGAGAAUAACAGUGGUAGUCUCUAGUAAUAUUUAGAAUUGGAAUUUGACUAUUGAAAUUAGUUAUAGAUUAUUACUUUGAUGUGAAACUGACUUGAGCAUGACACUAUUGGUUGACAACCAGACAUUUCCAGUUGGUUUUGUGAGUUUUGAGAAUCUAGAUACUGUAUUUUAUUUUUGGAAAGGUUAGCUCUGUUUGUAAGGACUGAUUGCUUGAAAAUGUAAUUUUCCAAAAAAUAUCACCUAAAGGAAAAUAAAACAUAGACAUGCCUAAUAAA